AUAAUCGAAGCGCAGGAAAACAUAAACGGGUACCGCGGAAGUAAAUAAAAGCGUCACAGAUGGGAUCCAGAAGUCGUUCGCGAAGCCGCAGGAAGACGAACAAGCGUAGAUCCAGCUCCCGCUCCAGUUCUUCCAGCAGUGGAAGUGGCAGUGGUAGUAGCAGCGACGGCAGUAGCCGCAGUAGCAACAGCAGCACCGGCAGUCGUACGAACAACGCAAACGGUAGACGAAGCCCCAGUCGGGAAGACAGAAAACGUUCUGCAAACCCCAACGAUAGAAAUAGUUUCCAGUCGGUUGCAAAAGCCGACAGGGAUAACAGAAGGCGUGAACCACCGGCAUCGAAAGACGCACACCGCGAUGAAAUUGGUGUGCAGUCCAGAAAACGACGCUCAGAAACUCCCGAGCGGUACAGGCGUGGAUCGUCCCGAUCGCCACGUCCGAGCAAGGAUGUGCAUCAAAGGCGACGUUCUCGUAGUCCCCGAGAGAAACGGAAUUCGUCCCGAGAUCGUUUGAGACGAAACGAUGGAGAAAUCAAUCGUGAUGGUGAGCCCAGGAGGAUGGGUAAUGCGAAUCCGUACGAUCGUGAGAAUAACCGUAGGCGACAGUCACGCAGUCCGCGGGACCGAAGGGCUAGCCCUCCUCCGGAACGUUCCCGUCGAUCUGCUGAGCGUGGCCACCGUGACGACGAUAGACGAAAUGAACGACCUUCCAACCGCUCAACGCAUCAGCGGAACGAAACGAGUCGUCAUCGUUCACGAAGCCCAAGGGAAGGAAGAUACCAGUCCCGUGAUCGGCACAACGAAAGAAGAGGAAAUCACUGGCACGAGGCAGAUCAGCAAAACAACGAACGACAUCAGCAUGGGGGACAUGGGGGGCAGCAGAACCGUUGGAAACACGACAUGUACGACGCGCAUGAAUCCGACCGUAACAUCGAUCGUAGUUACCGAAAAUCGAACCGAGAUACGAUGAAUGAAGACUUCAUGCAGUCACGGCGGUUACAGCGGGAAAUCAUUGGCACCGAAGGAGUCCCGGAAGCGUGGGCGGACUCUCCGUCCGAGGACAACAGCUCCGACGACGAACUGCAACAGGCAAGUUCGAAGCAUGGCAAAAAGGCCAAAGCUAAAUCCAAGUCGAAGAAAAAGUCCAGUAAGCAUCGUUCCAAGAAAGACAAAAAGAAGAAAAAGUCAUCUAAGAAGGCCAAGAAAUCCAAAGAUGGCAAAAAGAAGAAACGAAAAACUAAAAAAGUUAAAUCGUCUUCGUCCUCCUCGUCGUCGUCCGAUUCUUCCUCCUCGGGAGAGGAAGGGGAAGUAUGGAUUGAAAAAUCGGAAGCCAUGGCCAUGGCAGCUGCAGCUUCGUCGCAUCAUCCCGAUAGCUCGGAAAGGGCUCGUUCGGUGGACGAAAACGGAGACUCCGUUAUCGGUCCCGUCAAAACCAGUGGCAACUUGAACCAGAAAGAUUUCGGUCGCGCCCUGCUGCCCGGAGAGGGUGCCGCGAUGGCGGCCUACGUAACGGAAGGAAAACGUAUUCCCCGGCGUGGUGAAAUCGGGCUCACAUCGGAUGAAAUUGCCAACUUCGAGCAGGUCGGGUACGUCAUGAGUGGCAGCAGACAUCGACGCAUGGAAGCCGUCCGUAUUCGUAAGGAAAAUCAAAUCUACUCUGCGGACGAAAAGCGUGCGCUGGCCAUGUUCAGCAAGGAGGAGCGAAAGAAGCACGAGCACAAAGUCCUGACGCAAUUCAAGGAGAUGAUCAGCGCUAAAAAGAACAAGCAGAACUGAUAAAAAAAAACAUAUUAGACCAAUUACGCGACCCAAUUGAAUAUAAUGAAA
Molecule: messenger RNA, 1826 nt
Organism: Anopheles coustani
Lineage: Eukaryota; Metazoa; Arthropoda; Insecta; Diptera; Culicidae
Product: NKAP family protein CG6066
Exons: 1
Coding region: 60-1775 (571 amino acids)
Biological process (GO): regulation of gene expression
Cellular component (GO): nucleus
Molecular function (GO): chromatin binding
Source: RefSeq, a predicted model, not a curated record